Aspergillus alliaceus is the source of this 1434-nucleotide messenger RNA. Its product is annotated as glycosyltransferase family 2 protein. Lineage: Eukaryota; Fungi; Ascomycota; Eurotiomycetes; Eurotiales; Aspergillaceae. The transcript is spliced from 4 exons. The record is from RefSeq and is a predicted model, not a curated record. Bases 1 to 1434 code for a protein of 477 amino acids.
AUGACUUCUGAGUAUGCCAGCGAGAUCGAAGAACUCCCGCCUGAUUCCCGAAUACUGUCGGGUCAGCGUUACCGGAAGCAUCUCUACUGGACAGCCCAAGCCGCAAUAUGGACAGCUAAUUUUUAUUAUCUUUUCCGUUUACUCCUGAUCCUGACGGAGUCUCAGAGAUCCUGGCGCAUGUGGCUAAUGCUAGCCGUGGAAGGAGUAUUUGGUCGCUUGUCUUAUCAAGAUCAGCGCCUCACCGUCGCUGCCGGUGGGGAACCAGAAUGCGGCCCGCGCAAAAGGCUACGGCUACGGGGCAGCCAAAACCUGCCACGGGUCGAUGUCUUGAUCCCCUGCUGCGGUGAACCAGUGGAUGUGAUUUUAGCUACAGUCCGCGCUGCCUGCACAAUAGACUAUCCGACGUCCCAAUUUCGGGUGCGCGUGCUCGAUGACGGCGCUUCAAUCCAGCUGCGUGAUGCUAUCUCCGAGCUACACUUGAACUGGCCCCAUCUCUUUUACCAUACACGCGGGAGACAGUCAGGUCGGGUAUUCGCUAAAGCUGGAAAUCUGAACUAUGCUCUAUUCACCGUACAGAAGGAUGACCCGCCAGAAUUCUGUGCUAUUUUGGAUGCGGACUCUAUCCCAAAGCCGGAAUUUCUCAGAGCAACUCUUCCCCAUUUACUCCUUCCUCCCCAGGCAGCAUUGGUCACUACCCGGCAGUAUUUUGAUAAUCUCCCUGCCGGAGACCCACUUUCGCAAUCUCGCCUUCAUUUUUAUACCUGCCAAAAUGCUGAACUCGACAUUUGUGGCCGUGCUAUUGAUGCUGGAUCAGGGGCGGUGUUCCGACGGAACGCGAUUGUUGAUGUCGGCGGGUAUCCCACUUUCUCUUUUUCGGAAGAUUGGCAGCUUUCUCUGAUAUUACGGGGCAUGGGAUACCGUACUGUCCAAGUGCAGGAGCCGCUGCAGUUCGGACUGAUUCCUACAUCCCUUGAAGGACACAUUGCCCAGAGAAACCGAUGGCACAUCGGCCAUUCUCAACAAGUCUUCGCAUUGCGACCGCCAGCGAACAGAUCUAUACCGCGACACGUUCAGUGGAGUAUUGCAUGUGGAGGUCUGGCCAUUACUCUGGGAUUGGUCGGCCAUGUCGUUGGCUAUGCUACUGUGCCUUGGCUUUUGUUGUCCCGGUCCCUUAUACCUGCGUCUUCAUUCUUCUUGCUCCAGGCUCAAGUGGUUCUGGGCAUGCUCUAUGUCUCUACAUUGUGGGUAUAUGGAUGGUUGCAAAAUGCUCACGCUGGAAUUCGAGGCUCUCCGUUUUCACAGCUGGAGAAUAGCUGGUUGGCUGCUGUUCUAUCUCUGGCAAAAUGGUAUCUUACAAAGCAUCUGUCUGCUGGUUUUAACAAUCGCCACGAUAGUAUUCUCAACAUGGACGUCACUGACCACCUCCGACAGUGA